This is a messenger RNA of Monodelphis domestica (gray short-tailed opossum), 2622 nucleotides long. It is a transcript of the gene SGCZ, whose product is annotated as sarcoglycan zeta. Gene Ontology annotation, biological process: cardiac muscle tissue development; heart contraction. Gene Ontology annotation, cellular component: sarcoglycan complex; sarcolemma. Lineage: Eukaryota; Metazoa; Chordata; Mammalia; Didelphimorphia; Didelphidae. The record is from RefSeq and is a predicted model, not a curated record.
GGAGCUGGAGUGCUUGAGCCAGCUCAGCAGGCGGGCAGGGCAGGCGGGUCCUUGGCACCCACUCUCCGCCCCCAUACUCCUAGUCUUUCUCUGCUCGGACCCACCUGCCGGGCCUUUGCCGCAUGGCGCUGUCCGGGGGGGCCGUGGUGCUGCCUCCUCCUCCUUUUUCUUCUUCUCUUCUUUCUCCUCCUCUUCCUCCUCGGGAUGCUGCAGUUCGCCGGGUGCUGGUCCUCGGCUGCUGGUAGCAGCAACAGCAUCUUCCGCGGAGGCAGCGGUCUCCAGGCGACCGCGCGGCUUCGCAGGGCUGCUCUGGCUCGCUUCCUCUGAGCGAGGUGUCUCUGGGUGCUCGGGCGAAUACACGGACUGGGAUAGCCGGGCACUUCAGUUGAGGAAAGCCUGGGGCAGUCCAAGGGUUCUCAGCGAAUGGAUCGCAGGGGUUCGAAGCGAGUGGCGGCGGCCCAGGCGGCUGGGGAGCACUGAGUGCGGAGAAUGUGCCCCGGCCAGGCGGCCGCGCCUGGGAGGAGGACGAGACUGCCAACUCCAGCUUGGCAACUCAGACACUAACUCGACUGAAUCCAACUUCCCAGCUCCGGCACCGGCUCCUGAGUAGCCGGAGCCCCGCUCUAUGGCCGCAGCGGGCGACGUGGACCCGGCGGCGCGGCAGAUUUCUGUUCAGAGACAUGUUCGUGGUCCACAAGCAUUUGAAGUAAAUCAACAUUCAGGAUAAGUGAUGACACGAGAACAGUACAUAUUGGCAACACAGCAGAAUCACCUGCCCCGAACGGAGAAUCCUCAAUUUUAUCCAGUUGGAAUUUAUGGAUGGAGGAAGAGGUGCUUAUACUUUUUUGUCCUCCUGCUUCUGGUUACUGCAAUUGUUAACUUAGCCAUGACGAUAUGGAUUUUGAAAGUGAUGAAUUUUACUGUGGAUGGGAUGGGGAAUCUGAGAGUCACCAAGGAAGGAAUCCGACUUGAAGGUAUAUCUGAAUUUCUACUUCCAUUGUAUGUGAAAGAAAUCCAUUCCCGAAAGGACAGUCCACUGAUCUUACAGUCUGACAGGAAUGUUACCCUGAAUGCCCGGAAUGCCCUGGGGCAACUCACUGGCCAGCUGACUGUAGGAGCAGACACUGUGGAAGCUCAGUGUAAAAAGUUUGAAGUGCGUGCAAGUGGAGGUGGCAGGGUCCUGUUUUCUGCCAAUGAAGAAGAGAUCACCAUUGGGGCUGACCGCCUGAAAAUAACAGGCACAGAAGGAGCAGUGUUUGGACACUCUGUGGAAACACCUCAUAUCAGAGCAGAACCCUCACAAGACCUCAAACUUGAAUCUCCAACUAGAUCUUUGAUAAUGGAAGCACCCAGAGGGGUCCAAGUGAGCGCAGCUGCAGGAGACCUCAAGGCCACCUGCAGGAAAGAACUCCAUUUACAAUCCACAGAGGGGGAGAUAUUUUUAAAUGCAGACACCAUUCGUCUGGGAAAUCUGCCCGUGGGCUCCUUUUCAGCUGCCCCACCAAGCUCUUCAGGACCUCAACAGACUGUGUAUGAGCUCUGUGCCUGUCCCAAUGGCAAACUGUACCUUUCCCCAGCCGGAGUGGGUUCUACGUGUCACUCCAGUAGCAGCAUCUGCUUGUGGCACUGACACACCCCUGAUGGCACCUCACACCAGAAUAGCCUUCCCUUCCAGGCCGUCUGCAACCCAGUUCUGCUGUCUGCCUCCCAAGGAGUCCCAGGCAGAGAGCCUCAGUCAAAGCUAUUCAAUAGGGAGACAGCACCGAGGUUUGGGGGGACACUGUUAUCUUCAGCAGGAAAUCCAGAUCCUUCCGUCCCCCUGGGUGUCUUUGCUACAUGGAGGCAAACACAUGCUUUAAACUUUGGCAGGACCGGGAUGGAAACUGCACGUACAUAUGUGAUCAAGAGACAUUCCCUCAGUAUCCCAUAGGGAGACACAUCGGGAAUCGGGAAACCCUGUAUGAUAACUAACACUACUGUCUGAAAGCACAAUUUUCCAUUCAUAUUUUUGGAUGUAAACUUUUAUCCAUAAUUUUAAAUAUUGAAAGCAUUAUGUAAUGCUUGCUUUACUAAACAAAUUCAAUACAUGGUUUUUAAACAGAGAGAGAGAGAGAGAGAGAGAGGAGAGAGAGAGAGAGAGAGAGAGAGAGAGAGAGAGGGAGGGGAGUGAGGGAGAGAGAGAGAGAGAGAUUUGAAGGAGAGAGUAAGAAUCCUGCCCUGAGUUUUGUUUCUUCCAAUCCAAUCCAAUAUGUUAUUCCUCUUUUUCAGUAUGUUCAGAACUCUGUACAUUAUUUUGAGUGUGGUCCACAAUAUAACCUGUAGCAAGUUAAUAAUGCUAUCCUGCAUAAGAUCUGAAUGGCCUUAUGGAAAAUUUAUGUGGCUAAUGCAUGUGAAGUGUUUGCUUUCAUUUGAACAUCUAGUAAAGCAAGACCUCCUGAUGGUGUGGAAAAUGGACAUCACGCUUUUAAAGUCACAGAGUCAUUAAUCCUCAUUAACACAAAAGAAAUGUAUGAUGUUGGGAACUAGUGAACUUCCAAUGGGAAUGGAAUCCCAGUGUUUCUUAUCUGUUCCUGUGCAAGGUUUCCAAGUAGUCUCAUUAAAUAUCCAUUAUCUGAUAGGAGA